Messenger RNA from Beta vulgaris subsp. vulgaris (sugar beet), 1870 nucleotides. RefSeq names its product dirigent protein 9. The transcript has a single exon. Lineage: Eukaryota; Viridiplantae; Streptophyta; Magnoliopsida; Caryophyllales; Amaranthaceae. The record is from RefSeq and is a predicted model, not a curated record. The coding region runs from base 569 to 1693 and encodes 374 amino acids.
AUCCAAACCCUUUCAAGAUGUAAGAUAGUCUGAUUACAUUUUAUUUUACACUUCAUCCAAUUCACUUGAUUGAACCCCUUGUUCGAGCUAAAUAUCAAAGGAAGAUUGAGAAGAAAGUUGAUAACAGUUAAUAAUUUCACCACCCGAUGCACAAUAAUCUAAGGUAACUAACUAGUAACUACCCAUAUUCCACCCAUAUAUGGCUUAAGUAUGCCAUUCCAAGACAAAAUAAACAAUGUUGUCGAUGCACUUUUCAACCUGCAACACCAAUGAACACUACCUAACCAUUUACAAUUUUACAAACAACCUCAAACUAGCAAGUUUAGGUUGACUUAACCCAAAACGUAUUAUUAUUAUCUGCACAACUACUUCUCUACCUCCAUCAGCUCCACUACAGUUUAUCAUUAUACAUCCCACUUCUUCAAAUUCUUCAGCAAAUCUUAUAUAUAACUUCAUUCACAUCAUUCCCUUCAUCACCAGCAACAACACAUCAUUCCCUUCAUCAAAUAUCCAAUCUCAUCUGUCAAAGCAUCUUUGUUAGUACGAUUAACAACUCCCAAACUCAACAAUGGCUAAGUUGUUCUCUCUUCCCACCAUAUGCCUACUACUACUAUGCCUAGGAUUUGCCAACUCAGCACGGCUCCUCGAGCAGGUGGGCCCGAUGUUUACCCCAGCAGACGAACUGCCAGCACUACCACCAGCAGAUGAUUCAAGUACUGCAACCCUUUUACCAAGUGGGCAAGCCCCCGCUGCAGGCACAGAGGCUCCAGCUGCGGCUGCAGAUCAGGCUCCAGCUGAUGACGACAUUCCAACCCCGGAUGUUCAACCCGACCAGCCUACAACUACUCCUGCUGCAGCUGCCCCAGAAGAGGCCACUCCUGCCGCGGCUGCCCCAGAAGAAGGCACUUCUGCUGCUCCACUCUCUGCAGGACCUGCACAAGGUGGUGCAGCUGCAGCAAGCGGGGCUGAGCAUCCAGGACACCCAGCCAUCUCCUUCUUCAUGCACGACGUCCUAGGUGGAUCCAGCGCCUCUGGCAGGAUAGUCACCGGCCUGAUUGCCACCAGCGACAUGAAUGGAAUCCCCUUCUCGAGGCCGAACAAUCAAGUGUUCCCGGUUACCAACGGUGUACCCCUCAUGAACAAUGGCAACCUCAACAACGUCCUGAACAACAACAACGUCCCCUUCCUUGCUGGGCUCACGGGCCAGAACCAACCUCAAGCCCAAACCAUCAUCCAAAACGCUGGAACCAACAGUGUUGUCAACGGUGGUGACAACAACCAAGCAUUCGUCACCCCUGGUCAGCUGCCCACUGGUACAACCCUCCAGAAGCUUCUGUUCGGGUCCAUUACCGUCAUUGACGAUGAGCUAACCGAAGGUCACGAGCUCGGGUCUGGUGUCAUAGGCAGGGGACAAGGCUUUUACCUUGCUAGCUCCCUUGAUGGCGAAAGUCAUACCAUGGCCUUCACAGCUGUCUUCCAUGGUGGGGAACACGAGCAAGUUGCCGAUGACACUAUCAGCUUCUUCGGGGUUCACCGGACCGCCUCUCCGAUAUCGCAGAUCGCCAUCAUUGGUGGAACCGGGAAGUAUGAGAAUGCUAAAGGGUAUGCUACUAUUGAAACCAUGCCUGACCAGAACCAGCACACUACUGAUGGUGUUGACACUGUUGCCCAUUUUAGUGUCUACCUCUACUAGUUUAAAAUUAAGCAUGCAGUUGCGAAAUUUCAAUUUGGGUUAUUUGAUAAAUGUUUAUGCUUUUCAGUAAUUUGGAGUUCCGAUUACGUCGGUGUAUGUAAUUUGUAUGUAUAAUCAUGUGAUUAUUGUAAGUUAAUCAGGAAUUAUAUGCUUAAUAUAAAGAGUUUCUUGGAUUUA